Molecule: messenger RNA, 1007 nt
Organism: Drosophila melanogaster (fruit fly)
Lineage: Eukaryota; Metazoa; Arthropoda; Insecta; Diptera; Drosophilidae
Exons: 4
Coding region: 15-890 (291 amino acids)
Source: RefSeq, marked reviewed
CACGGAACAAGAUCAUGAAUCUCUAUUUGUUGUGUGUUUUAAUUUUAAGCGGUGGCAGCCUCUUGUCUACUGCUCAAAGCAAUAAAUUGGAUCUAGUCUAUAAGAAAGCUGAAAGCAUGGUUUCCAGUUUAAAGAUCAGGCUGGAAGAGCUAAAACAGAGCUACAAGGAAAUCACAGAAGAAAGAGGCAGUCAUGAGACAAUUAACCCAUCCUCCUGUCUAGCUGCCGGAAUCAACAGUAAUGGCAUCCAUGUUAUUGAAGUUCCGGGUCUGGAACCUUUUCCGGUUUAUUGUGACACUCGGCUGGCGGGAUCUGGAUGGACUGUAAUUCAGCGACGACAGGAUGGCAGUGAAAACUUCUAUCGCUGUUGGGAGGAGUAUAGCCAAGGAUUUGGGGAGCUUAGCGGAGAAUUCUUUAUGGGUCUGGAAAAGCUACACUUCCUAACAACCGCGGAGCCUUACGAGCUGUUUGUCUAUAUGGAAGAUUUCAAUGGAGUGGUACAUGAUGCUCGAUACGAGGAUUUUGCCAUUGGGAAUGCAUCAGCGUCCUAUGCGCUAUCUGUUUUGGGUAAAUACUCGGGAGACGCCGGUGAUUCGUUAAGGUACCACAAGGGAAUGCCCUUCUCCACAUUCGAUCACGAUGAUACGGGUCACGGAUGCGCCAGGAUUUAUGUGGGGGCCUGGUGGUAUGAUCAGUGCCAGAGGAGCAACCUCAAUGGCCAAUAUUUGGAAGGAGGUCGAUUCGAGCCGAAGAUGUCGGGUCGUGGAAUCACCUGGAUGAGCUGGCGUGGCUACGACUACGGCUACAAAUUCGUACAAAUGAUGAUCAGACCCAAGUGUUCCAACAACCUACGAAGGCAGGGCAUGCAAAAUGCCUUAAACGCCCAUUGAAUUCCACACCGAAAACACCGAAGGGAAAUCACUUUAUUUCUUGAUAAACACUAUCAACAUUUUGGGACUUUUAUUUACAAUUUGAUAAUAACCGUUUCCCGCUGAUUUGUUUGUUGU